Messenger RNA from Salvelinus namaycush (lake trout), 1453 nucleotides. Its product is annotated as leupaxin-like. The record is from RefSeq and is a predicted model, not a curated record. Lineage: Eukaryota; Metazoa; Chordata; Actinopteri; Salmoniformes; Salmonidae. Gene Ontology annotation, molecular function: actin binding; muscle alpha-actinin binding. The coding region runs from base 71 to 1303 and encodes 410 amino acids. The transcript has 9 exons. Gene Ontology annotation, cellular component: Z disc; filamentous actin; adherens junction. Gene Ontology annotation, biological process: muscle structure development; actin cytoskeleton organization.
CACACACACACACACACACAUACAACUGAACAUGUAAGCUCAUACACAUUGAUAAGUACAUUGAGCAAGCAUGGAUGAGCUGGAUCUUAUCUUAGAAGAGCUGGCUUUCAACUUAGCUGGUCCAGAGUCAGCUACUCAGAAGAAAGAAAGUGAUACAGCCAACACAUAUGGACAGGUCUCAAAGGUGUGUCCUGUUGGUCUCCCUCCCAAGAAAGAAAAUGAGACAGAUAGUACCAAUGUAUACAGUGAGUUACCAGCUCCAGUGGAUGCCGGUCUGCUGAGUCCUUGCUCUGCUACCAGAGAGCUGGACUCCAUAAUGGAGGAUUUGCUGUUUGGCCUGGAGAUGGGGCUCCCAGACCCUCCUCCUCCCUCAACCCCACCACCACUUGUCCAGAAAUCAGUCAAAAAGAACCAGGUUGGAGAAAAAAAAGAAAAGGAGGACACACAAGUGAAACAGGAGAGCACCAACAGUCCUAAGACUUAUGAUCUGGAGUGCAAAGCAUCAACACAGAGGAAAACGGACGCCAUAGAUGACCUUCUGGGAGGCCUGAGCUCUGAUAUGGAGAAGAUGGGUGUACGAACGGUGGCGAAGGGCCACUGUGCUUCCUGUGGCAAGGUCAUUGUGGGAAAGAUGAUCACAGCCCUGGGCCAGGUGUGGCACCCAGAACACUUUGUUUGUGUGGAGUGUCAGGCUGAGCUGGGGACUAGUGGCUUCUUUGAGAGGGAGGGGAAGGCCUACUGUGAGAAAGACUACCAGCAUCUCUUCUCCCCUCGCUGUGGUUACUGCAAGGGCCCCAUUCUGCAGAACAUCCUGACAGCGAUGGACCGCACCUGGCACCCUGAGCACUUCUUCUGUUCCCAUUGUGGGGAGCUCUUUGGGGCUGAAGGUUUUCUGGAGAAGGACGGGAAGCCGUACUGCCACAGAGACUUUUACCAUCUCUUUGCUCCAAAGUGCACUGGUUGUGGAGACCCUGUGAGAGAGAACUACCUGACUGCAGCCAACGGCACCUGGCAUCCCAACUGCUUCGUCUGCUCAGACUGUCUGAAGCCCUUCAACGAUGGUUGUUUCCUGGAGCUGGAUGGUCGUCCCCUGUGCUCUCUGCACUUCCACUCCCGACAGGGAACACUGUGUGGGGGCUGUGGAGAGCCCAUCUCUGGCCGCUGCAUCUCUGCUUUGGAGCGCAAGUUCCACCCUGAGCACUUUGUGUGUGCCUUCUGUCUGCGUAAACUCAGCCAGGGGGUGUUCAAGGAGCAGGCAGGGAAACCCUACUGCUCAGCCUGCCACACCAAAUUGUUUGUGUGAGACUUAUUUAAGUGAUAAUGCCCGAGAUGUCAGAGUUUGGAGGAUAUAUUGGCACCGGUUCGAGUGCCGGCAAACCGUGCUUCAAGGGCAUUAUCACAUUUAUACAAUGGGUUACCAACAUAUUUUAAUUAAAAACUUUAUUUUGAUGAA